This is a messenger RNA of Penicillium odoratum, 1506 nucleotides long. RefSeq lists its product as uncharacterized. NCBI's taxonomy places the organism in Eukaryota, Fungi, Ascomycota, Eurotiomycetes, Eurotiales, Aspergillaceae. The transcript is spliced from 6 exons. The record is from RefSeq and is a predicted model, not a curated record. Bases 1 to 1506 code for a protein of 501 amino acids.
AUGCCAGCCACGGAAGUUCACCACGCGUCCCUGAAUGCCACAUUCAAAGGCAUUGAACGAAAUGUUGGAGGUGUACCGGUUCAUCAAUUUUUGGGAAUCAAGUAUGCCAGUGUGCCGGCGCGUUUUGAAAGAGCCAAGCCAGUUGACAGUUUCGGGGGAGCUGUUGUAGAUGCUACAAAAUAUGGCCCACGUUGUCCCCAAGCGGAUGUGGAUGUUCGUCAUCUUCUCCGAAUUCCCGAGGACUUUUUCAUUGCCCCAGAGGCUGAAGAUGAAUUCGAAUGCUUGAAUUUGGAGAUCACUUGCCCCCCGGUUUCAUCGACUACUGGUCCUUUGCCCGUGCUUGUCUGGAUCCACGGUGGUUCUCAGAUUGUGACAUUCUGCUCAGCUGCAUCCAAGAUAUGUGAUGCAACAAAGAUUGUUGCGGACUCUGUACAAUCAGGAAAGCCUAUCAUUUUCGUGUCCAUCAAUUAUCGACUCAAUAUUUUCAGCUUCGGCGAUGGUAAAGAGAAGAAUCUUGCCUUGAAGGAUCAGCGGAUUGGGCUCGAUUGGGUGCGCAAUAACAUUGCCUCCUUCGGUGGUGAUCCUAACAAUAUUACCCUCUCCGGAGAAAGUGCGGGGGCCAUCUAUACCCAUGCGCACCUGAUCACCGGGCCCCCAGUUAAGCGGGCUGUGAUGGCAUCUGGAACCCUUUACCUGUCAUCUCCAUUGCCCGUCGAGAGGGGGGACGGACUGAUCAAAGUGUUGGAAUCUAAGGUCCAGGAGCUGGGCCAGUCCUCCCUGCGAUCAUCCUCAGUCCCCGUGUUGGUUCAGGCAUUGAAGGAGUGCAAUGUGAACACCAUGUGGAUUCAAGAAGAGCCCGAAUUGGAUAAUUGGGAAACGAAACCUGAACAAGUGGAUGAAGUUAUGAUCGGUGAUACAGAGUACGAGUCCGUGAUCUGGCGCAAUGGUGUCGAGCUUUUGGAUGGCGAGACCAUUGCUGCUGCCUUUAACCAAAACCAAGAAUGGGGAAUGAAGCUUCGCAAGAUGUAUCAGGUUGUGGCUGAUCGACCCACUGCAGCUAAGUUGGGUGCAUUGGAUAUUGUCAAUGAUGCGCGAUACACCCUCCCCGUUGAAGUCGUUUCGGAAAAGCUUCGGGCUGCCAAGAAGAGGGUUUACAACUAUGUCAUCGACCAGCCUAAUCCCUGGCAGCCAUCGAGCCGUGCUCACCAUGCGGUGGAUCUACUGCUUCUGUUUGAGGGUAUUGAUCUUGCCUUUAAUCCCAGCGCACAGACCGUGGGACGGGAGAUGCGACAACGCUGGAUUGACUUUGUGUCUGGCCAAGCCCCGUGGUCUGAUGAGAAACGAUUUGCGUAUGGACCUCUUGGAGAGUGUAAAGAAAUUAACGAUGCGCAAUUUGCGGCUCGUCGACGAACCGAGCACUGUCAGGUGCUUCGACAAGCUGGUGGGGGCGUAUACAUGCCCAUUUUGGGUGCACUCACUGCCGGCCGGAUUAGCCUCCUUAAUUAG